UGUGUUUUGUGAGACUGUAAUCAAAUCAUCUCCAUCUGAUAUUUCACCAACACUUGUCAAUUAAUCAACCCUAAAACCUAAUCUCCUCCUCCUCCUCCUCCUCUUUUCCCCUAAAUCUCUAGAUCCGUAAUGCAGCUUAAUCCCACAUAUCCUUAUUACCAUAUCCCAAUUUCAAAUUCACACACUUUUUAAUAUUAUUAUUAUUCUCAGUGGGAAAAGCUGGAGAAGAAGAGACAUCGUGGUUGAAGAGAUUCUCCAUUGGUGGGCGUUAUUGCAUGCUUCCGACAUAAGUACUCCCCUUCAGAUCCGGACAUAAGGUGAGGAGGCUGUUUUGAUAUUUUCUCUAGUAAUGUCGAGACUUGCGAAAUGGAAGCUGGAGAAAGCCAAAGUCAAAGUGGUCUUUCGCUUGCAGUUUCACGCUACUCAUGUUCCACAAGCAGGAUGGGACAAGCUGUUCAUAUCUUUCAUCCCUGCUGACUCUCUAAAAGCUACAGCAAAGACAACAAAAGCACUUGUCAGAAAUGGGACUUGCAAGUGGGGUGAUCCCAUUUACGAAACUACAAGGCUGCUUCAGGAUACAAGGACCAAGCAAUUCGAUGAAAAACUCUAUAAGAUUGUUGUGGCCAUGGGUACUUCUAGAUCUAGUAUACUCGGAGAAGCUAUGAUCAACCUUGCUGAAUAUGCUGAUGCCUUAAAACCGUUUGCUGUAGCAUUGCCCUUGCAAGGCUGUGAUUCAGGAGCUAUCUUACAUGUCACUGUACAGCUGUUAACUUCAAAAACAGGUUUUAGAGAGUUUGAACAGCAGAGAGAACUCAGGGAAAGGGGACCGUCCACCACCCCUGACCAUAGCAGUCCUGACGAAUCCUCUCGUUCCAGAACUUCCCCUUCUGAUGAGUCUCUUAGUCAUGUUGAUAAGACAAAUAUAAGAGGGAGUUUCAGAGAGAAGUUCCGAGAUGAUUCUUUAGUGGAAGAAGCUGUGAGGCCAAAUGACCCUGAUUCAUCACUGGGAUUCGAUGUCUCUUCAAAUACAUCAGGAAGCCUAAAUGCAGACAAACAUGACAUAUCCAGCACAAAUGAAAUUGACAGCCUCAAAAGUAUGGUAUCUGGAGAUCUGAGCGGACUUGCUCAGAGUUCUCAGACAGAGAAACACGCUCGCGAGUGGCACAAUGGCUGGGGUUCAGAGUAUCUUAAUAAAAACAGCGAUUUGGGCAAUGCCAUAGAAGAGAACAUUAAGCUUAAAGGCUUCGUGGAGGAUAUGGAUUCGUCCAUUAAUGAGAUUAAGACUGAAGUGAACUCGUUGCAGUGCCAUGCAGAUGAUAUAGGUUCCAAAGCUCAAGAGUUUUCUCAAAUACUUAUCUCAGAGAUCAGUUCUGGGGAUCGGUUGGUCAGAGAAGUAUCUUUGUUGAAGUCAGAAUGCUCAAAAUUAAAAGAAGAGAUGGAGAGGUUACGCAACGUCAAAACACAUGUUGGAUAUAACAGCAAAGACCAAGACAAUGUUUCCCACAACCUACAGCUAAGAUGGCUGCAGGGUCUUUCAGUUGUAGAGGAUAACGUCAGAGAAAUUCAAAACAAAGUUUGCUAUAGCUACCAUGACAGGGACUUACGCUUGUUCCUCUCAGACUUUGACUCUCUGCUCGGAGUUCUACUGGAUUUUAAAAGGCAGAUUAGCACAGUACCAUCUGAGAAAACCACCACCUUAGCGGAGAAAAAUGAGAGAGGCAUAUCAGGUUCUCAGUUGGACACUGAGAUUUAUCAACCAGAGCUUGAUCCCCUUCAGUAUCUGGGUAUGCCUGAUCUUACAUCUCGUGAACCCAAUUCAGCAGAUUCUGCAAAUGCCAUGAGAGACAAAAUACUCGAGCUUGUGCGAGGGCUGGACGAGUCUAAAGCUGAACGUGAUAGCCUUACCAAGAAAAUGGAUCAGAUGGAGUGCUAUUACGAAUCUCUGGUCCAGGAGCUCGAGGAAACUCAAAGGCAGUUGCUAGUAGAGUUACAGAAUCUAAGGACUGAGCACUCCACAUGCAUCUAUAGCAUCACUGGCGCUAAUGCUGAGAUGGAGACGUUGCGCCAAGAUGUGAAUGAGCAAGCACUCAGAUUUUCUGAGGAGAAGAAAACUUUGGUUUCUCUGAAUGAAGAACUUGAUAAACGAGCUGUGGCUGCAGAGGCAGCACUUAAAAGGGCGCGGUUAAAUUAUUCUAUUGCUGUCAACCAUUUGCAGAAGGAUCUUGAAUUGCUUUCCUCUCAGGUUGUAUCUAUGUUUGAGACCAAUGAAAACCUCAUCAAGCAAGCUUUUCCAGACCCUGGUGAUUCAAAGCCUGUGAAACAGGACACUCGUGAUGUAAAACUCACACAGUUUCAAAAUGAGAAGAAGGGGAUGAAGGAACGGCCCUUAAAGGGUGAUAUUCUUCUGGAAAAUUUGCAGAGAUCUCUUCAAGUGCAAGAAAGCCUAUAUCAAAAGGUUGAAGAAGAACUUUAUGAGAUGCACUCAAGGAACUUAUAUCUGGAAGUAUUCUCAAAAAUUCUACAGGAGACUUACCUUCAAGCAAGUGUCGACAUUAGACUCAUGAAAGGGAAAAUUGAUGAACUUGGAUGGCAGCUUGAGCUUUCAACAGAGGCCAAGGAAAUGUUGAAGCAGAGGCUGGAUAUUACGUUGGACGAGGUCUUCUCUCUGAAUGAGGAGAAAACCACAUGCAUUGCCAAAUGGAAUGCUGUAGCUUUUCAGAAUCAAAGUUUAGAGGCAAAUCUGCAGAAUGUUACUCGUGAAAACUUCAUCCUACUGCAAAAGAUUGAUGAACUGGAAUCUGUAGUGUUGGAGUCCAAGAAUUGGAAAAACAGUUAUGAAACAUGCAUUUGUGAGAAAAAAGAGCUCACAGAGCUUGUGGAGAAAGAAGCGCUUGAAAAAGUUAAUCUUCAGAAACGGUUUGCUACUGUGCAGGCUGAGUUUGAUGAUCUUCAGAAGGACGUUGGCAGUCUGAAGGACAAGCUGAUGAAAACAUUAGGUUGCUACAGUGAAAAGCUCAUUUCCUUGCCUCUGUGGGAAGGGGGAGUGGAUAUUGAUUUGGAGUCCCCUGAUUUAGCAGAGCAGCUUGAAAAAUUCUUGCGUAAGAUAUGUGAAAAAAUUCUUGUACUUACGAAAGAAAAUAAAGAUCUGGUGCAGGAGAAAUCCAAGACAGAGUCUUAUUUGAGGGCUGUAGAGUCUGACAUUACUGAGCUCAAGCAGACGCAUGAGAAUAGUACACAAUGUUUGGUUGCUAAACUUGAAUGUUCCACUGCCCUCCUCGAGAAACUUCAGAUGCAAACUGAGUCUAUCGUGGACAGAAUGAAGGUCAUUACCGAAGCUGAACAAACCUAUGAGAGCUGUCACACCGACUUUGUUUCUCGCCUUGAUUAUUUUGAGAAUGAAGUGCGUCUACUCGUGGCUAAGAAUGAGGCGCUUGGCCAAGAGAUCUCAGAACUAAGCUCUGUAACUGUUGAACAUGGAAGAACCAAGCUGCUUGUGGAAGAACUAGCUGAAGAGAAAAAAGGUCUUCUGGUUUCUCUUCUGGAUAAAUCUCAGGAAACCUUGGGUCUUGUGCGUGAGCUUGAGAAUGUAAGGACAACGUUUGAGCAAGAGUUGAGACUUGAAAAAAGCUCAAGGCAGGAACUAGAAACAAAAAUGCAAGAUCUUACUUCUAAAUUUCUGAGCUUUGAUGAGCAAAGCUCUGAGUUAGUCCAUCUGAAGCAAAAGGUUUCGGAUUUGGAGUUGGAGAAGGCAAAUCACACUCAUCUUUUGUCAGGAUAUGAGACAUCUCUGAGAAGCUUGAAUCGUGAUUCAUCGUAUAUUUCCGAUCUAGAAUCUCAGUUACAUGCAAUGAUGGAAUUUUCAGUAGCAGCAGAUAUCCAGAUCCUUUUCACAAGAUCUGAGUGGGAGAGUUAUGCUGAGGAGAAGCACAAGGAACAUUUUGAGGUACUGACUGCACUCAAUGGCUCUCGUAAUGUAGAAGCUCAGUAUAUGGAUAAUAAUAUAAAGCUAUUGACAGAUCUCGACUCUGUAAAAUCAGAAUUGAAAAUUGAGAGAAGUUUGAGAGACAAAUUAGAGAGCAGAAUCGAAGAACUUGCGUCUGAGUUAGAUGAAAAGCACCUGCUAUUGGAUAACUUGGAUUUGCAGAAGAAACUUUUGGAGAAGAUGGUAGCUGAAAUGGAAUCUGAAAAGUCCUCUCAGAGUUUGGAGUAUGAUAGAAACGCUCAUCAAGAGUCUUCUUUUAUUGAAGAACUGUUUCAGUGUCUAAUAGCUGGAGAUGUUCACCAUGUUGUUACAAAAAACCAGUGUGAGACCUACGUCAAUGACCUUGCAGAACAACUUAGCUGCUGCUCUAAGAGCCAUCUUGAGUUUCAAAAGAAGCAAGCUGAUAUGGAGUCUGCCCUCAACCAUUGUCUAGUGAACGAGAAGCGGUAUAGGGAAGAAAACAAUCAACUACUGAUUAGUCUCGAAGUCUUGAAGUCUGAGCUAGAGGCUUCCAUGGCUACAAGCAGAGCUCUUACUGAUAGAAAUGAUGAAAUGUCAGUUGAGAUUGAAGAGUACACAAAUAGGGAUGAGAAUGCAGAAAGAAGUUACUCUGAGAGAAGCCUAUGUGCUAAUGAGGUUGAACAAUUGAAAUCUUUGUUGGUUGAGCAUGAAGAAGAAAUAGAAAAACUGAUGGUGUUAAAGGCUGAGGCGGAAAUAACAGUCGAGGUACUGAAAGAUAAUCUAGCUGAGCUGUGUGGAAAAGGUGCCAGAGAGCUUGAGAAACUGCAAAAUAGGUGUAGUGAUCUCACUCAGAAGCUCUCUGAGCAGAUUCUGAAAACAGAAGAGUUCAAAAGCUUGUCCAUCCAUCUGAAAGAGCUCAAGGACAACGCUGAAGCUGAAUGCACUCACGCCCGUGAAAAGACGGACUACCAAGCCCCUCUAACUCCACAGCAGGAGUCGUUGAGAAUCAUUUUCAUCAAAGAACAGUACGAAACCAAGCUGCAGGAGCUUCAGCAUCAACUGACCAUGUCCAAGAAGCAUAGCGAAGGAAUUCUGAUGAAAUUACAAGACUCCAUUGAUGAGAAUGAAGCAAGGAAGAAGGCAGAAUCCAGCCAUUUAAAGAGAACCAAAGAGCUGGAAGAUAAAAUAUUGGAACUGGAGGCUGACAUGCAAUCUGUUAUAAAUGAUAGACGUGAGAAGACAACAGCUUAUGACAUGAUGAAGGCUGAGCUGGAUUGUUCGUUGCUUAGCCUCGAGUGCUGCAAGGAAGAAAAACAGAGGCUUGAAGAUUUUCUGCAAGAGGAGAGACUGAAAAUGUCUAAAGAGCUAGAAUCAAUGAGAGAAUUAGUACAACGUUCCAGCUCUCGUAAACAUAUACCGAUGGAAGAUGGUGUAACGGAGUUGGCUGACAAAGAUAUAAUUGCAAGCCCCAGACCGAAAUUUCAGGGUGCUAUUCAAUCGAGGGGUGUAAAGGAAAACGGAGACCAAUCACCUUCCAGAGAAGCAAUGGCACUGGACAACACUGAAGAAAGCCUAGCUUUGAUCAAUGAUAACUUUAGGGCAGAGACUUUAAGGUCUAGCUUGGAUCACUUAAAAAAUGAGCUAGAACGGAUGAAGAAUGAGAAUCUACUUGAAUCUCAAGAUGAUAAUGAUUCAGACACCAGAUUCCCGGGUUUGGAACAAGAGCUGAUGCAGUUGCGUCAGGCAAAAGAAGAACUUCAAAGUAUAUUCCCUCUAUCUCACGAGAAUCACAGCUGCGGGAACGCAUUGGAAAGGGUUCUUGCUCUGGAAAUAGAACUUGCUGAAGCAUUACGUGGAAAGCAAAAACAGUCAACCAUCCAUUUUCAGAGCUCUUUCUUGAAGCAACACACAGAUGACGAAGCAAUCCUCCAGAGUUUCAGAGACAUAAACGAUCUAAUCGAGGAAAUGCUGGCGACCAAAGGGCGAUAUGCAUCUAUGGAGACAGAGCUCAAGGAGAUGCAUGACCGUUACUCUCAGCUAAGCCUCAAGUUUGCAGAGGUUGAAGGAGAGAGACAAAAGCUGAUGAUGACUCUGAAGAACGUAAGAGCGUCCAAGAAAGGAACGGGAUUAAACCGUUCAUCUUCAGCAACUCUUGGUGAACAUUAAUGCACAGAUGAUGAUACUAUGUAUGUAUAUAUGUCCCCAAGGAUGUUGAAUAAUAAGUCCAAGUUCUAACAGUGGUCUCCCAAGUUAUAGAUAGCUUAAUAUAAAAUGUUCUUUAAUUCAAAGAUAUGGUGUUCUCAAAGUGAUGUCUUCUCUGUAUUGUACAGAAACCCAACUUGUUCAACUCAGAGAAUCAAACUGUAAUUUUCAAUUACUAGAAAACUCCUGUUAUGUUUUGUCUUUCAAA
This is a messenger RNA of Brassica napus (rape), 6353 nucleotides long. RefSeq names its product myosin-11. The record is from RefSeq and is a predicted model, not a curated record. Lineage: Eukaryota; Viridiplantae; Streptophyta; Magnoliopsida; Brassicales; Brassicaceae. The coding region runs from base 350 to 6109 and encodes 1919 amino acids. The transcript has 10 exons.